This is a messenger RNA of Lates calcarifer (barramundi perch), 5677 nucleotides long. RefSeq names its product tenascin N (gene tnn). Bases 648 to 4274 code for a protein of 1208 amino acids. Lineage: Eukaryota; Metazoa; Chordata; Actinopteri; Centropomidae. The record is from RefSeq and is a predicted model, not a curated record. Gene Ontology annotation, molecular function: protein binding. The transcript is spliced from 20 exons.
ACAAUGUUCCAGCGGUUGUUACAGACUGUCAGCUAAUAUCAUGUGCCUGUGCACCAUACAUAGAGUAAAUAGCUCAAAGUGAACAUCUAACAAGAUUUGAACUGAAAAUUGCAGGCUGUUCUUGAAGGCAUAGAUUUAUCUAGGGGUAACAUAGCCGUACUACCUUUGUACAGAAACCAAAAUACCCCCACCAGUAUAUUUUUUUUUGCUUGUGAUUACAAGGCUGACCAUUUUGGUGGAGGCAAAAUUAUGAACUUAUAAGGAGCAAAGAUGUCUUUAAAAUACACAGAUACCUACGAUUUUAUAGCAUUAGGUUGUUAAUUUUUGUAGUAAAAUAACGACAGUAAUGGAAAGAACCAUUAACCUCAUGUAGAUUAUACAAUAAAUCUAUGUAAUAUCUAAAUGACCACUGGAUGACAAUGUUUUCUUUUUGUGUAACUAUACUGCAAUUGUAGUUGUAUUAAAUUGCUAAUUGUGGAGAUGAUAAAUUGUAAUAUUAUUACAAAGUGGACACUGAGUGUAUGUCCCCAUAGGUGAACAUUUCAAUAGGAAUCCCUGUGACUAAUUUGCUGAAAUAAGAUAAUAAAAGUAUCAGAAUGAUUUGAUGACAUCCGCCUCAGUCGAUCAGUGCGAGGAGAGCUAAAGCCAUGACCACUAGACUCCUGUGGAGGGCCCUGUGCCUGUUGGCCCUGCUCUGCACCAUCUCACACUUCAGCUCUGCCGACAACCACCCAGACCCCUCAGCCCCAGAGCAGGGAGUCACCUUCAGCCACGUCUAUAAAAUCGACAUCCCAGGGAGCUCCAGCUGUAAACUAGAACACCUGCCAACCCAGGACAAAACAGGUCUGCAGACAGAGACCACUACCAAUGGAGAGAAUGACAUCAUCUUCAGACACAACAUCAGGCUGCAGACGCCCAAGUGUGACUGUGAGGAUUCUGAAAGUUUCAAGUCUUUGUUGUACAGAGUCAAUGGGCUGGAAGAAGAAGUCAACUACCUAAAGACCCAGUGUUCUCAGGGCUGUUGUGGAAGAGGUGGUGCUGCAGGUGUGGACACAAGCUGUAGCGGCCAUGGUACUUACCAGCACGACACCUGUAGCUGCCUCUGUGACCCAGGGUGGGAAGGCCCAGACUGCUCGGUGUCCACAUGCCCGGAUGACUGCAACGACAACGGACGAUGCGUGGAUGGGAAGUGCGUGUGCCACCAGGGCUACACGGGAGACGACUGUAGCCAGCUGAUGUGUCCAGACAACUGCAACGACAAGGGACAAUGUGUGGAUGGGAAGUGCGUGUGUUUCCCACACUUCACCGGCGAGGACUGCAGCGUCCAGAAGUGUCCAAACGACUGCAUCGGUAACGGCCAGUGUGUGGACGGCCAGUGUAUCUGUGAUGAAGGCUUUUACGGGGAGGACUGUUCAUUAGUCUUUGGCCCUCAGGGCCUGCGGUUAGUCCAGGUGACUGACGUCUCUCUCCUGGUUGAGUGGGAGUUCGUUCGUGGGGCAGAGUAUUACAUUUUGACAUAUCAUCCCAGAGGUGAUGAGAGUGCCCUGGAGCAGGUUCGGAUUCCUAACACAGAGAACUCCUACCUCAUCACAGGACUGACUCCUGGGGUCACCUACAUUGUCCAGGUGUAUGCAGUCAUCAAAGAAAUCCAAAGUGAAGCAGACAAAAUCGAAGCUACCACAGACGUCUCGGCGAUAGAUGAUAUCCAAGUUCUUGGCCAGACAGAAGUCACUAUCGAUGUGGACUGGAAGAAUCCAGCAGCUGAAGUGGAUCACUUCAGACUUACACACACUGACCCAGAGGGGCAGGAGGAGGAGAUGAACGUGCAGAUGAGCCAGGAGGCACGCACCAAACACACUAUUGUUGGUCUGUAUCCAGGAACAGAGUACCUGAUCUCGGUGCAGGCCAUCAAAGGAACAGUGGAGGGCAAACAGGCUUCUGUCACUGGUGCCACAGACAUUGAUGCCCCAACAAACCUGGUCGCCACUGAGGUGACAGAGGACACUGCGACGGUGUCAUGGGAUCGAGUCCAGGCAGAAAUACAGGGCUACAUGCUUAGCUACACCUCUGCUGAGGGCUCCAGCUCAGAGAUCCCCGUAGGCCGUGACAGCACCUCAUACAGACUGGUUGGCUUGAGGCCUGGAGUUCUUCACACGGUCUACAUCUGGGCCUACAAGGGAGACAAAGUCAGCAGAAAGAGUUCAACAGAAGCUGAAACAGAGCUGGAUGCCCCUAGUAACAUCUUGGCCCAUGAUGAGACAGAGUCCAGCUUCAAGGUGUCCUGGGAUCACACUCAGGCAGAAAUUGAUGGCUACAUCCUAACCUACAGCUCUUCUGAGGGCUCAAGUGAGGAAAUCCCAGUUGGAUCUGACCGUACUUCUUAUCUGCUGACUGGCCUGAGGCCAGGCGUCCUCUACACUGUGUAUAUUUGGGCCGUCAAGGGGAUCAAAGCCAGCAGGAAGAUCUCCACACAAGCAGAGACAGAACUGGAUGCUCCUGCUAAUCUCUUAGCCCAAGAUGAGACAGAGUCCAGCUUCAUUGUGUCAUGGGAUCCAGUCCUGGCAGAAAUUGAUGGCUACAGACUCACCUACAGCUCUUCUGAGGGCUCUAGUGGGGAAAUCCCAGUAGGGCCUGACAGCACCUCUUAUAGUCUGACUGGCCUGAGGCCAGGGGUCCUCUACACUGUGUACAUCUGGGCCAUCAAGGGGAACAAAGCCAGCAAGAAGAUCUCAACACAAGCAGAGACAGAAUUGGAUGCUCCUGCUAACCUCUUAGCUCGAGAUGAAACAGAGUCCAGCUUCAGCGUGUCAUGGGACCCAGUCCAGGCAGAAAUUGAUGGCUACAUCCUAACCUACAGUUCUUCUGAGGGCUCUAGUGAGGAAAUCCCAGUCAGGUCUGACAGCACGUCUUACAGUCUGAAUGGCCUGAGGCCAGGCGUCCUCUACACUGUGUACAUCUGGGCCGUCAAGGGGAACAAAGCCAGCAAGAAGAUCUCAACAAAAGCUGAGACAGAACUGGAUGCUCCUGCUAAUCUAUUUGCCCAAGAUGAGACAGAGUCCAGCUUCAUUGUGUCAUGGGAUCCAGUCCUGGCAGAAAUUGAUGGCUACAGACUCACCUACAGCUCCUCUGAGGGCUCUAGUGGGGAAAUCCCAGUAGGGCCUGACAGCACCUCUUACAGUCUGACUGGCCUGAGGCCAGGGGUCCUCUACACUGUGUACAUCUGGGCCAUCAAGGGGAACAAAGCCAGCAAGAAGAUCUCAACACAAGCAGAGACAGAUAUUGAUGCCCCCAAGGACCUGAAGGCUACAGAUGUGAAAAUGGAGUCGGCAUCUUUGACCUGGAUUCCUCCUCUGGCUGACAUCGAUGGGUACAUCCUCACCUACAGAGAUGAGGAAGGCAACAUGGAGACUGUUGAAAAGCAGCUUGGAGCCAGUGAGAGCAGUUUUGCUGUAUCUGGACUGGAAACGGGGAAGAAAUACAUCGUCACCAUCAUUGCCUACAGGGGCAACAAGAGGAGCAAGGUGGUUGAGACCAUCUUUAAAACAGUUGGCCUCCUGUACCCCUUCCCUAUGGACUGCAUUCAGAUCUUGAAGAAUGGCAAUAAGAAGAGUGGUAUCUACACCAUCUAUAUUAACAAUGACCGCUCCAAACCAAUUGAGGUCUACUGCGACAUGGACACUGAUGGAGGCGGCUGGCUGAUGCUCCAGCGUCGUACCACUGGCAAACUGGACUUCAUGAAACGCUGGAGGCAGUACAUAGCAGGUUUUGGCGACAUGAACGACGAGUUCUGGAUUGGUCUGGAUAAGAUAUAUGAGCUCACCAACACUCCAACGCAAUACGAGUUGCGGUUUGACUUGGGCCUGGGCUCAGAGAGGGCCUACGCUGUAUAUGACAAUUUUAAGAUCGCUCCCGUCAAACAGAAGUUCAAACUCACCAUUGGCAAAUAUCGUGGGACAGCAGGUGAUGCUAUGACCUACCACCAAGGCCGACCCUGGACUACUAUUGAUUCAGAUAAUGACAUCGCCCUGGGUAACUGUGCCCUGACCCACCGUGGUGCCUGGUGGUACAAAAACUGUCACCUGGCCAACCUGAACGGCAAAUGGGGAGACAAUAGACACAGUUUGGGAGUGAACUGGGAACCGUGGAAGGGCCACCUGAUGUCCCUCGACUUCACAGAGAUGAAGAUCCGACCCGUGGGAGCCUUGUCCAGCAGGAAGAGGCGAUCGUUGUUGGCCAGAGAGAAGAACAGAAACACAAACCUCCAGAAGAAAUAGACAGGCACCUCCUUCUAAAACCACAGCAGCUGCCAUCAGCCAUGUUAACCUGCCAUCACACUAGACUAGGAUAUGUCCUCUUAUUAAUGUGGCUUGGAUCACCUGCUUUGGUGUUGUGACCACACAGGAAGUCCCAUUGGUCUACAUGCCUCUGUGUGUCUCAACACUUGGACAAUAUGCACACUUUUUGGGGGUGGAGGGGUCAAAGAGAGAAAAGUUCAAAUGCAAUAGUAACUUAUUUGUCUACAGUCAGAUUCAUCAAAUAUCCCUUGGUUUAGUGUGAUUGUGGGAGAGCAGCAAAUACCAAACUGCCUUGGAGUUAUUUUGAAGUGAACUAAAGUUGAAUAUUAUGUGAGUUUAUCGGCUAAUAAUGUAUUUGUAAUUUUAAAAACUCCUGUUUCACUGAUUCUUGUAGAAACCUCAAUAAUAAGUCAGGAAACAGUAGAUUCAAGUAAAAUUAGAAAACCAAGAAAUCCUAUUUUUCUCCAAUUACUGCAUUCAUUUUAACUUUUUUUUGACCUCAGGGCAGCAGCCCAGGUUAUUUGUAUUAUAUUUGUUAAUUUCAUGUUUUAUGAAGAAUUUGAGUAGCAACUUUCCCUGUGUAUAGUAGUAUUGUCAUAAUAACAUAAAUGUUAAAAAAAAAAAAAGUGAAAAUGGUUUGUGUGUUUUGUCUUAGAUCAACAAUUAGCAAGUUAGUGCCCUGAGUUUAUUGAUUGUGAAGCUGGCUGGCUGUGACACAUUAAACUGCCACUGUGCCUCAAAAAACUGUCACAUCACAUUAGUUCGUGUAGAACAAGCCAGAGAAUAAUAGUGGAUGGCUGUCUGGAACCGCCAUACUGCUCCUGCUUUACAUUCAGAUGACUGGGACAAUGAAUAUCAAUCAAUGUGACGUGCCCAUAUCAAACAUCAAUGACAAUGAAGUUUGUUUGCCCCACCCUCACGAACUUAACGACCAAAGUCUUGUUUUCAAUCUGGAAAGCUGACAAAGGUUAUUAAUACUGCUAUGACUCUGGCUUUAUUACUUAAUUGCAUUUUUUUUACAGUUUCAUUACAAACUCUGUUGGUUUAUGUGACAAGAAUGGAGCACAUCAAUCAACCUGCUAAUCUGCCAGAACUGUUUUACAGUCCCUGCCCCUCAUAAAUUUUGCAUUGCCUACAUUUUUUUAAGCCUUCAUGGGCCAUAAGGUUUUAUUCCAUCCGCUCCUCAAAAAGUCUUUUCAAGGACAGAAAUGAAGACCCUCACUAAGGGAUUAAAAGCCUGUAUAUGACUUUUAUUAUUCUUUUUUUUUUUUUUUUUUUUUUACUAAUUAUUUUGUCAAACUGACAUUAUCACUGCUCAUUCAUAUUCAAGCCACACAUUCACACAAUAACUAAAUAAAUAAAUAAAGGUUUUGUUAUAUGAA